Messenger RNA from Necator americanus (New World hookworm), 1308 nucleotides. RefSeq lists its product as uncharacterized. Lineage: Eukaryota; Metazoa; Nematoda; Chromadorea; Rhabditida; Ancylostomatidae. The record is from RefSeq and is a predicted model, not a curated record. The coding region runs from base 1 to 1308 and encodes 435 amino acids. The transcript is spliced from 5 exons.
AUGGGCAUCACACUCUCACACUCCCACUCCUGGUACCGUUCUAGCAAUUCAGUAGGCUCAGGGAUGAGGCUUGUUCUGUGCUGGAUUGGACUCUUCACUGUGACUUAUGCAGCUCCAGCAAUAUUAAGUGAAGAGCGAAUUGCUGCCAUAUUGGAGAAACUGCGAAGAGCUAAUUCCAUAGGGGAGUACGCUGUCAAUACUCCUACCGGAAUCUAUCCAAUCAAGGACAUCAACAAAAACAAUAUCCGUCAGAUCUUCAACUUUGGCUUCAACGAUCAGAAAGCACGCGAUACCGCGGCUGGUCAGGACAUCACUGAAGUUAAUCGAGCAAAGGUUAUCGAGAAUAAAGAAAGCACAGUCGCUGCCUCCUCCAACGAUGCCACCGCAAUUAAAGACGAUAAAACGAAGGGACGUGCUGUAGAUGAAACUACAUCUCCUGAAUCAACGACUGAUGGACAAAAAACUGCAACUGAAAAAGUGCAAUCAGGAGAAGAGGCUCAACCAACAAAGGAGCAGCAGAAAACUGCAGAGGAGCAAACGAAUCAGAUUGUGCCAGGAGCUCCUGUUGGAGAAGAAGAAGAAGGAAAAGAAAAGAAAGAGGGACAUCACACGAAAGAAGGCGCUGCAGAGGAACUUGCAGAGGAACAUGGGAAAUCUACAGUGGAACAUGUGCAGAUUUCAGAGGCUCAAGACGAACCAGCAUUUGAUGCUGCACCCAAAGAUAAACCGCAGGAAACCGAUGUUGUCGUGAAGGAGUCUACAUCAGAAACUUCUUCUAACGACGGUGAACUCACCACUGACAGCAAUAAAGCAGCAGCUAAAGCUAAAGAUAGUGAUGCCAACCACGAAACCGCUGCAGAGGUUGCAGAGGGGAAUACUAUUGACGAGGCCGCUCAGACCACAUCGAAUGACGCUGCAUCAACUCGGUCAGAAAAAGAUGUUGAGAACGAUGGAAACCAUUCUACUGAAAAGAUAGAAGGGACAGCAACUUCUGAUGCUAGCAGCAGUGAACCAAAAACAGAUCAGGAUGCAGCCGCAAAUUCUUCCGUCGACUUUUCAAAAACUACAUCGAAACACGCCGCCACCGUCGAGAAAAAAACUGAAGGUCAGCUUGCAGCCGACUCUCAUACUAACGACAAUAUUGAGGGUUCCGCAGAAAGUCCGGAAGAUAAAGCCGAGAACAGCGGGCUACCAGAUGAUACCACUGUAACAGCAGCUGAUCUUUCUACGCUUCUCACAGGCUCAGAUGCGACGAAGGACGAAGCGUCGGCUGCUUCUGAAAGCACACCAGCGACGGUAGCAGUGUGA